UAUGAUUUACUCUCUACUGUAAUAACAUCUUUAAAAUGAACUUGUUGGAUCAAAGCAUCAACUCACUGAGUUUCAGUUGCUCAAUGUUUCUGAUAAUAUCUAUUAGGAUACUAAAGAUUUCAAAUAUUUCCUUAACAUUAAAAAUCAUACACAAUCUACUCUAAUUAUUUAGUAGUAUAAAUUUGAAUAUGAAUACAACUUUGAGAACAACACAGUAGAAUAACUAAAUUGUCUAAUUAAUUAAGUCAAUGAUGAUCAAACUAACAUUUCAAUUAAUUUGCUUUAAUACCAACAUCCAAUUCCAAGCCUACUAAUUAAAAAAGCCUUUAUAAAAAAACAAACACCUUAACCAGCACUUCAACCUCAUUAAAUUUACACUUUGAUUUCUUAAAAUUCUACAUAUUAAAAGAUAGAUGUUAGUUUCUCAAAUUUAGAUCUAAUUUAAAGAUCAGACAAUAUUGUUUAUAAAGUAGUAACAGAUAAAGAGAAAGUAAGUAAAAAAAAAAUAAAAAUUGAAAAACCAUAAACAAUAGAUAUCGAUUCAAUUAAAAUGACUAAGGUUUAAGAGAAUAUAGAUUCAAAAACAAAAUAAGAAAACAAUGUAAAUAAAUAAUUGUUUAAAUAAUCACAAAAAAAACAAGAUGAGAAAAAUCAAAAUCAAUAACUAAAAUCUUUAGUAAAGAAACUUGAUAUUCCAGAAAAAUGGAAAUAAGUCUCUUAAGAAUUUAGUGAAUCUCAUAAAAAAGUAUGGGAUAUCAAAUAUUAUGAGAAAUUGUUAUUAUUGACUGAAUCUAUUUCCAAAAGUAUUUAAUAUUUAUACCAAUAGAAUACUUCUAUUAACACAUCUUUAAAGAAUGUAUAGAGGAAGAAUAUUAAAAGAGAUUUAUUAAGUAUGCUUUGCCACCUAAUUUAAAAGAUUAAUCUAUAAUAAAAAAGAGAAAAAUCUAUAGUAAAGAUGUUGUUUGUGCUCUUUUUGAAUGA
Molecule: messenger RNA, 981 nt
Organism: Paramecium pentaurelia
Lineage: Eukaryota; Ciliophora; Oligohymenophorea; Peniculida; Parameciidae
Source: the annotation of a GenBank genome assembly